Messenger RNA from Plodia interpunctella (Indianmeal moth), 4249 nucleotides. Its product is annotated as PR domain zinc finger protein 5-like. The record is from RefSeq and is a predicted model, not a curated record. NCBI's taxonomy places the organism in Eukaryota, Metazoa, Arthropoda, Insecta, Lepidoptera, Pyralidae. The transcript has 5 exons. Gene Ontology annotation, cellular component: nucleus. Bases 567 to 2261 code for a protein of 564 amino acids. Gene Ontology annotation, molecular function: zinc ion binding.
AGUACUUCGUACAUGGGAAGACCGGCGUUGUUAGAAUAGUCUCCCCGUCAUUGCUAUCCCGACGUUUCGUAAGAAGCGACUGUGGACUCGGUGUGAAUUCCAUCUUUUCCUUCCAUCUUUAAUACACUUUUCAUUCUAUCUGGGAAAUUUACGCAUAUAGCAUGCUUUAUGAAAUGUUUAUGAAUUAUAAUUGACACUCAUUCGUUUGUUAAAAAUAAAAAUCCUACACAUAUUAUAUUAAAAACAUUACAAUCAGUGAAAAAUGCGCGUUUUAAAAGUAGACCUGCACAGCUUGCACUUGCACCCUGCAUGCCUGCAUCGCGCAUUUUUAACUUUUGCAACAUCUGGCAACACUGCCAUCGCGUCAACAAUCUGUCAAUCUAUUUAUUUAUUUAUGUCGGUAGUCAAAUCAGAAUCUAGCUUGUUUCUACAAUAGAAUUCUAUGAAACCGUACAGAAUUUUUUUAAAUUUAUGACCGAAAUCUUAAUGCAGUUAAUGUAAUACCUCGUAUGUAAUCUAAAAAAUCACCGAAACAGUAUUAUCUACACGUAAAUCGGGAGGACACCAUGAGCGUCAUCAAAAAUAACGGACCUAUUAUGGACCCAGCUCUUUGUAGAUGCUGCAGAGCGAUAAAGAAAUGCAGGGUGUUGACUGCUGAGUACACCUGGAUGGAGAAGAAGGAGGUCUACGCCGACAUGAUCAUGGAUUGCUUUGGAAUACUACUCUCUCACGUGGACGGCAACGAGAGAGACAGCGGGGUGUGCGCGACGUGCGUGGUGCGGCUGCGGGACGCGUGCGCCUUCCGGCUGCAGGUCCUGCAGUGCGAGGAGCUGUUCCUGCACGCCAAGCUGGACGACAAGGACGCUGAAGAUGUGAAGAAGAGCGUGGAGAUGGAGCUGAAAGCGGAGCCCAAGGACGAUGUGAGCGAGCACUCUGGAGCCCCGGACCUCGACGACGGCCUCUCCGUGGAUUACUCCGCUGACGACACUCAAGUUCAUAACAUUGUCGCAGACAUGAAGCUGCCGAAGCCGGAGCCGCGGGCGCGCGGCUCCGGCUCGGACUCGGACGCGCCGCUGCAGCGCCGGAGGAAGAAGAAACACGGGGAGAAGAAGAAGAAAGCGGUGAAGAAGCAGAAGCCUGGCACAUCGAAAACGGAGAAAGCGUUGAAAGUCACCAAGAAAACUCCAAUGGAAAAGCGUAACAACUAUGACAGAGAUUUAGAUUGUAUGUCCGAUGAGAAUCUACUUACAAUCAUACAGUAUUCAUACGUCUGUCCGUUCAAGAACCGAAGGAACAAUUACUACUGCUUCUACUGCAAGGACUACUAUCCGAAACCUGAAGAUUUGAGAGAGCACACAUUGUCCCACGACACUAAACCGUUUCAACUCCUGAUGGGCUACAAGAAGAUGCCCAAACUAGACAUCACAAGAAUCGAUUGCAGAUUGUGUCCAAUGAAAAUCAAUGAUCUGAACGUGUUCAAAGAACACAUAGACCAGGUCCACGGCAAGAAGAUAUACUUUGAAGCGCCGGACAAGAUGUUGCUGUACCGUUUAACGUGGAACGAUUUAGUUUGUGUCAUGUGCAACGAUGUGUUUGAAGAUUUCAACACGUUGAACACACAUAUGGUGGAACAUUUUAGUAACUUUACUUGUGACAUAUGCGGUGUUUGCUUCUUGGAAAAACCUAGGUUAGAUGCUCAUCUGAAGAGGCAUAAUGACGAUGAGAGGCAUACGUGUGAAAUUUGUGGUAAAGUGUUCAAAUCUAAUCAUUACAAAGACAUGCAUGUUGAUGUGGUUCAUAAGAAGAAAGCGAUCAUUCGGUGUCCACGUUGCGAUGAGUGUUUCAUGUCGUACGCGUUGAAGAACAAACAUUUAACCGAAGCGCACGGACAGAAACGGACUUACCCGUGCAAUCUGUGCGAUAAAGUGUACAACAGACAGAAGACUCUAACGGAACAUCAGCGCAGGAAUCACCAGAAAGUGCUGAAACAUCAAUGCGAGUAUUGUGAUCAAAGGUUUUACCUGCCAUCGCGGUUGAAGGAACACAUGGCCACGCACACCGGUGAGAGGAACUUCAGAUGUGAACACUGCGAUAAGAGUUAUCCGAGACUCAAAUCGUUGCAGUACCAUAUACGUACCCACACGAAUGAUAGACGUUACCGCUGCCAUAUAUGUGGACAAGCGUUUAUACAGAAUACCAGUUUAAAGUCCCACAUUAAAAGCCAUCACCCGGAAUGUGAUAUAGACGGAUGCUACUUUUAGUAAAUUUUUGAUCGACGAUCGAAAUAAUAUUGUAGAUCAGUAAUAACCAUAGUUUCUUUUUCUUCUAAUGUUUUGACAAGGCUUCAGUGCACUUUGUGUGACUGAAGUAAGCCUCGUGGGGGAUCUCUAAUAUAAACAGCCUCAUGGGGGAUCUCUAUAAACUUAUAACAAGAUAUAAAUGGAUUUAGUUAACUAUAGUUACCUAUAGCAUUGGAAUGAUUGGCCACAUUAAGAUUUUACGUGAUACAUAACUGCACACCAGCGCCACAAUCAAAUUUUUACCAAUUCCUUCAGUGAAAACUAAAAAAAUGCUCUUUCCAAAUUAUUCUACACUAGACGUCGCCCGUGGCUUCGCUCCCGUGGGAAUUUUGAAAUAAAAUAUAGCCUAUAGCAAUCUUGGAUAUGGUGAAAGAAUUUUUGAAAUCGGUUUGGUAGUUUCGGAGAUUACCCGCUUCAUACAUACAAACUCACAAACGCUUACCUCUUUAUAGUAAUAGUAUAGACUAGAUAAAGGAAUUUAUUGCAAAGCAUUACAGUUUUCCAUCACACAAUGUAACACAGUUCACUAAACGGUGGCCACCACAAUCUUCACAGUAGACUGUGUCUACAUCGUGUAAUGGAAAACUGUAAUACUUUGCAAUGAAGUCCUUUAUCUAGUGUAGAAUAAUUUGGAAAAGAUGAUUUCAGAAAUUAGUCCUUCACGGGCACUUUUUCACGUCACACUCUAUAUUAAAUGAUAUUUACCAAAGCUACAAACUACUGGCAUUUCGUAACGACCACUGCUGAGAAGAAAUGCCUAAAGAAACUCACAGCAGUGCAGUUUUGUAUCAGUCUUAAGAACAUCUUGUCAAUGGAGUUCUUCCCAUCUCUCUCUAUCCUCCAUUUGCCAUUUUGACAUCUAUCUCGCUCCCACCUUUCUUUGGUCCAUAAAAGUCCUUCUUGGCUUUCCUUUUCAUCACUUCGCUUCUAUUAGGUAUUUAAACAGAUGAACAUGUGCUUAGAGUAUAAAUAUAUCAGAUGCCUUUAGGCGACUUGAAUGAAAUCCGACACUAGUGUUAGCAAUAACACAAUCGAAGACAAGAUCAAAAUAAAGUAGGUAUGAAAAGUAUUGCAAAUGAUAGCUUUAAGGAUAAUAAUGAAUAGGCAAUGUAUCUUUUUCAUUCAAAUUUAUUUAUUUCGAAUAGAAAAAUAUUUUUUUUCCGCGAUGACCGUACAUGUCGUGACGUCAUAACACAAACAAUAACCUCUACGACGUAAAGUGUUUGCCUCUGAACCGAGAGGUCCCAGGUUCGAUCCCGGUCGGGUCACGAUGGAAAAUUAUCUUUUUCUGAUUGGCCCGGGCCUUGGAUGUUUAUCUAUAUAUGUAUUUGUUAUAAAAUAUAGUAUCGUUGAGUUAGUAUCCCGUAACACAAGUCUCGAACUUACUUUGGGGCUAGCUCAAUCUGUAAACAAACUCAGUCAUAUUUUUAUAUACAGGGUUACUGGUAUCUAACGCAUAACCUUCCAAAGGCGCAUGAGGUACAUAGAGACUGACAUCUUUUGUUCUACGACUUUUGUCUAAACGUUAUAAAUACAAUAUUUUUCCUUUUUUUAGUUUUAAUGUCGUUUCUAUAAACCAUUAACUCUACGUUCGAUUCCGCUACAUAACGCUACUGUACUGUCUCGUGUUGUUCGGCUAUUACAUACAGUUAACAUGUGUACAAUCGCAAUUUUUUUAUAUUAAAAAAACUACGAAUCACUAAAAGUCGUAGAAUAAAAGUUGCUUGUUUUGAUGUACCCAAGUAGACUUUAGGAGGUUAUAUAUAUAUAUAUUUGUAUAUCUCACUAUCACACACAGACGAUAUCGUUUUGUCAAGUCACUUGACAUAUGUAUAAAUGUAACUUAACGGUUUUUUUUUUUAAAUUAUUUUCAAGGUCAAUCGAUUUUGGACCACACUGGAUUGUAACAUUUGUAAUUUAUAAUAACUAUAAUUAAAUAUUGAUUUUAA